AUGGAUCAUGAGGACAAUGAGGUGAAGAAGCCUUUCGAAAUUGCAGGUAGAAGCUUAAUCGACUUGGUCUUCUCUUGGUCUCUUAGGAAUGUUCUCUUCAGAGAUCUUUACAAACACCAGGUGACCAAAAUUCCAGAGACAUUUUCGACAGUGGCGCGUUACAUGAAGUCAUUCAUUCCUUCACUUAUUGAAGAAACACAUGCUGAUUUACUCUCAAACGUUACGGCAAUUUCGCAAGCACCUAUUUGUGAGAUUCUGACUGUUGAAACUUCUAAGCAUCUUAGGCCUCCCAAAGACUUGUUUUAUGAAAUUACAGUUAGGAAGAUGAUUGCGACAGAAAGCAAUGCAGGAAAAUAUGAGCCAGUGGUUGGAGAUAUCUUUGCCUUGACAAAUAUUAGACCAAAAUGCAUUGAUGAUUUGAACAGGCCUAAAAAUUUCUAUCUUAUUGCAUAUGUUCUCGGAUCGAAAGAUAGCUCAGACAAUCUCCAGAUACUCUCAUCAAAGCCUAUCAGUGGGGAAGGAUACAAGCAAAUAAAGAGCAAGAGUGAAACACUGUUUGCUGUGUAUCUGACGAACAUGACCACAAAUGUUCGUGUAUGGAAAGCGUUGAACUCAGAAGAGACAAACACCAAUAUCAUUAAGAAUGUGCUGCAAGUGCAACCCAAUUCAUCAGAUGGGGAGAAUUCUUGCGCAAUCUGUUUUUCCGCAGACAUGUGCUCCCCUGACCUUUCUACAAAAUGGCCCACAGUGUGCUCUGAUCUAAAUGAUUCCCAAAAGGCUGCAGUUUUAAACUGUAUCAGUUUGAGUAAGUGUCAUCACCAUAAUGCUGUAAAACUAAUAUGGGGUCCUCCUGGAACUGGAAAAACCAAGACAGUCGGUACGACACUCUUUGUCCUCUUUAAGUUGAAGUGCAGAACACUAACAUGUGCACCAACCAAUAUUGCCGUGUUAGAAGUUACGGCACGACUCUUGAGGUUGGUUAAUCAGACUCUUGAAUAUGGAAAGUAUGGACUAGGAAAUAUAAUUCUAUUUGGGAAUCUGGAGCGGAUGAACAUCGAUAAUUAUAAUGACCUUUUUGAGGUAUUUCUUGAUAGUCGUAUUAGUAUUCUGUCCGAGUGUCUUGCCCCUUUGUCUGGUUGGAAACAUUGUUUAGAAUCCAUGAUAGGUUUACUUGAGGAUCCAGAGCAACUCUAUUCCUUGUAUUUAAAGGAAAAGAGGGAACAGCACAAAAAGAAUGAUGAGGACGAUGAAGAAACUGAUAAUAGCAGCCAAGCAAGUGACAAUGAGAGUGAUCUUUUGACGUUUGAGGAGUUUGUGAAGAAAAAAUUUGAUGACGUUAGUGAGCAUCUGAAAACUUGUAUGGUAAACUUGUACACCCACUUGCCAACAUCUUGCAUUUCACUUGAGGUGGUGAAGGAUAUGAUUAGAGUUUCGGAUUUGCUUAAGUUGAUUAUAUCUAUAUUGCAUCGGGACGGUGUUGCCAAUGAAAGGUUACAAACACUUCAAAAAGAUUGCGCACAAAUUCUUAAGUCGCUUCGUGAAUUUUCUGUUCCAAAUUCAAAUGAUGGACAAACAAUAAGAAAUUUGUGCUUGGCAAAUGCUUGUUUAAUAUUUUGUACUGCGUCAAGCUCUGCAAAAUUGCACACUGAAGGAAUGGCACCUCUGGAAAUGUUAGUGGUUGAUGAAGCAGCUCAGCUGAAAGAAUGUGAAUCAGCAAUUCCCUUACAACUACCUGGUCUUCGCCAUGCUAUUCUCAUAGGAGAUGAGAUGCAACUCCCUGCUAUGGUUAAAAGCAAGCUCUCCGAGAAUGCUGAAUUUGGAAGAAGUUUGUUCGAAAGACUUGUACUGUUAGGCCACGAGAAGCUCCUUCUUAAUGUCCAGUAUAGGAUGCAUCCAUUGAUCAGCAGGUUUCCGAAACAGGAGUUCUAUAACAAUCAGAUACUAGAUGGUCCGAAUGUCAGUGAAGUAAGCUAUGAGAAGUCCUUCAUUGAGGGCAGAAUGUACGGGCCAUACUCCUUUAUAAAUGUAGCCAAUGGAAAAGAAGAAUUUGAUCGCGGGCAUAGUCUGAAAAACAUGGUUGAGGUUGCUGUUGUAUAUAAGAUAGUUUCAUGCCUUUACAAAGAAUUUACUCGAACAAAGAAGAAGGUUAGUAUUGGGGUAAUAUCACCUUACAAGGCUCAAGUUAAUGCAAUUCAAUUGAGAGUCAGAAACUACAGUGAAGUUUCUGGCACAGAUUUCUCUGUAAGUGUGCGAUCUGUUGAUGGAUUCCAAGGUGGUGAAGAGGAUGUGAUAAUUAUCUCCACUGUCAGAUGUAAUGGGAAUGGAUCUGUAGGUUUCCUCUCCAAUCGUCAGCGAGCAAAUGUGGUUCUAACUCGUGCCAGGUAUUGCCUUUGGAUAUUGGGGAAUGAAGGGACAUUGACUAACAGUAACUCAAUUUGGAAGAAUCUAAUUCUUGAUGCGAAGAAACGCGAUUGUUUCUAUAAUGCUGAUGAGGACAAUAACUUAGCUCAGGCUAUUGCAGCAGCCCUUGUAGAGCAUAACCAACUACAUACUCUGCUUGAUGCUGAUUCUAUGCUGUUCAAAAAUGCAAAAUGGAAGGUUUGGUUCGCCAAGGAAUUUAGGAAUUCAAUAGCAGAAAUUAAAGACACUGAGAUUCGACAGGACGUAAUUUCUUUAAUAAAAAAGCUUUCUAAUGGUUGGCGCCAAUCUCAGAAUGAUAAAGUGAUUAUAGGCCAUGCGAGGACUUCUGCUGAAUUGCUAGAGACGUAUGAAGUCAAUGAGCUGCUGUAUCUCAUUUGGAGCGUAGAAAUUCACAAGCAGAACUCAGAUUUUGUCCAGGUUAUGAAGAUUUGGGACAUUGUCCCACUUUCUGAUAUUCCUAAACUUACAGAGCGCCUUGACAUCGUCUUUGGGAAUUACACCGUCGAAAAGAUGAACCGUUGCAAACUCAGAUGUUUUGAUGGGGUCACUGUUGUUCCAAAUAGAUGGCCAGCAGAUUCGAGCAGCUGCGACGAAGCUGAUCCAACGGAGUUCCUUUCAAAACCAUUUUCUUCACUCAGUCUGAGAGAUAGGCCAUCAUCAAGUUCAUCUUUUAGAAAUAAUUUUAUGUCAAGAAUGAGUGGAACCAAGGGCACUGGAUCGAGGCCAAGAUGGUAGUUAAUGUUGCUUAUUUAAUGACAGUGUGUGCAGCAGCAGCAGCAGCAGGAGCAGGAGGCAAGCUGUUUUAGCUGUAUGUUGGAAAGUUGUAGCCAUUGCCAAUUUACCUGAUGUAGAAGAAGCAUGUUUCUGUUUGCCUUUAAUUUCUUGAUGCGGCAAUUCAGUGAAACAAUUAUCGAAAUAUAUGAACCAUUUUAAUUACUUGAUAGCUUCUAUUGGCGUUGUUUUUUUGGGUAGAAACUCGAAAGAAGUUCUUUUUAAAUUGUGGCUGUUCUUGAUUCAUGGGUCCUCUUUUAUUCUUGUGAAGUCCUAUUUAAAAGUUCAUUUUAAAUAUUAAAUUCGCAUUUAAGGUAAUUAUUUUUAAUUUAAUAUUUCAUCUUUUUUAAUUAGUGAAACUGAUGGGAUUGAGGCAUUGGACUUGAUUGUGGUGACGAAAAUAAGAAAAUAAGAAUCACAGUGACCAAAAUCGUCCCUAAACCCUAACCUAGUGAUUAAAAUUGUUUUUUUUACUCUAUUUGAUAAGGUCUAUUUUUAUUUUAUUUUAUUUUUUUUGGGUUGAAGGAAAUGAAAAAUUCAUUACCAAAUAAAGUUACAAAAAGCCCAAAUACAUGAGUCAACAAAUGAAAAUCUAGGCCUGAGUAAUAACAAAAGAAAAGCCCAAUAGCGCAGGCCCAAAACAACAAAAAGCGCCCAAAUUACAAAAACCCUAAAAUCAAGCCCUACACAAACGAAGCAGCCACUGCCGCCUCCGCUCGAUAUGUCGCUGCCGCCACAACACCAAGAUCCAGAGAAAUAGUGGUCAAAAUUUAUCGUUGAGUUACAGAGCCCACAUAGCCCAAAGAUGCAGAUUAAAGUCUUAGAUCUAAUAAUGGGUUGUAGAAAUGAAGCAGUUGCAGCAGACCAGUAGUCGACCCAGUGAAUCCUAGGGAAAGAGGACUUUAGAGUUUGAGAUUUGGUGGGAGGAGAAGGGAUAAGGACAGGUGCAUGAAGGUGUGGUGGGAUGAGGGGAAAAAGGAUGAGGGAGAUAUAAUGGCUGAAAAAGAGAGGGACAUGAGAUGUAGAGGGAAAAGUGGAGGAGGUUUUGGCCAAUAUCAGAAAUUUCAUGGGAGAAGGGGUAUUCGAAAAUAGAAAGAGAAUAAAAUAGAGGAGAGCGAGAAGUCAUACGAGAGGUGCCAGAGAAGCUGCCCCGAAUGUCAGCGGAAGAGAGAAAUUUUAGAGAGAAUGAGGAGCAUCUCUCUCAAUAGUUGGUUAAUAAGGUGGUGUUUUUUUCCUUUGAAAUUAUGAAUUUGCUCUUAGUAUUGACUCAAAUUUAGAUGGACACUGGUUCCCGCGAUGCUGCGGGUUUUGAAAUUAUAAGGAAAUGUGUAUAAAGUCGUGAAAAUAUGUGAGGAAGAUGAUACCAUUUAUAUAACUAUGGAGAUCUAAAUAGUAGGAUCAUGCUUAGUUUAGCAAGCUUAAAUUACAAAAAAUAAACUAACAUGUUUUAUAUGCUGCUUGUUAUUUGAAAAUAUUGGACAUAUUUUAAUAAAUUAAGCAGCUAUAAAAACAUCAAAAUAUGAGCAGUUUUCAGCCGUUUAUUAUUCAAAAGAGUUUGAAUAAGUGUUUAUAUAUAUGGUAUUGGGUGGUGGAAAGGGGUUCCUCUACUUUGAUGUCUGUUGAAAGGGGGAUCUAGGUCUUGAUGGCUCUACUGUGCAAGUGACUUAAAUUCUUUCUCAUUCUUUCAGACAUUUUGACACUGUUAGCGUAAAUUUGGAAAAUAACAAGUGUUAGUGUAUAUAUAAAUGGAAAAAUUUGGGCAACGACAAUAAUUAUUAUGACAUAAUUAAGUUAAAAAAUUAAACAGAACAAACAACACUCUAGAUACAUCAAACAUUCUAUUAAUAUGAUGGACAAAAAUAUAAACUCAAUCUAUUGAACCAAUUGAAAACAAAUGCAGAACAAUUGCGACAAUUAUUAAUAUUUUUAUUACAUCCAUAGCCUACUAAAGCAAAAUGGACGCACACCAACAGUACGGCGACUAUAGAAUUAAGAAUAGUCAAACAAUACAGCACCUGAAAACGAACCUCACAAUCUAUAGCCUAACGUAUCUGAAAUGCUGUUCAUAUUUAUAACACCAACAUAAAUUUAUUUUGUAUAAACAACUUUACAAUUACAAAUAUCUAUUAUUUUAUAAAUAAAUUAACUUGAUUCUAUAACGAUCAAACAGUAUGCAUAUAUUAAUGUCAAGCCUAAUUAAACCAAUAUGCACAAUUAGCACAUUCGAUUCAAAACUCAUAAUCAAUCCAGCCCACCAAACCAAGAAAUAAAGUGAAAUGUUUCCUGAGAACCUUAAAGAAAAAAAAAAUUCAAAAGGGAAAAAUAAAAAACUCAUCAUCGAAGCAUAUUCUACUUCUAUUCUGUAGGGCACUAAAUAUUACUUCUAAAUAACUUCUAUGCAAGCACAACUGAUGACAACAAAAUAUAAAAUGCUACAAUAUGAUUAAAAUUGGUUGAGUAAGAUAACUAAAAAUCUUAAAUUUGAUGAGGUGAGGCAUUGGAGGGGUUUUCAUACCUCCAAAGUGAUGACACCAUGAAAGUGUCUCUCCUCUUGCUUUUUUGGGGUAGCCAAUCUGUGAAAUAAAGAAAGGGUCAAAUUAUAUCCGGAUAUCAAUUUGCAAGAGUGAAAGGAGCAGCAAUAACAACAGCAACACAUUACAAUCCAAUAUUCUGAAGUAAAAUAAAGAGAAAUAAUGCAAAGCAAACAAAUGACUGAAUUUUGAUAUAUUGGGGCAUAUAUAUAAGUUGCGAGCUAGCACGUGCUACUCCAUCCUUUAUAAGACUUCUUGUCUGGCAGUAAGACACUGUCCCAAACAGACAAAACACAUAAACAACCCAAAAAGGCUAAAAGAAAGAAAAAGAAAA
Prunus persica (peach) is the source of this 6057-nucleotide messenger RNA. Its product is annotated as probable helicase senataxin. The coding region runs from base 1 to 3156 and encodes 1051 amino acids. NCBI's taxonomy places the organism in Eukaryota, Viridiplantae, Streptophyta, Magnoliopsida, Rosales, Rosaceae. The transcript has 10 exons. Gene Ontology annotation, molecular function: helicase activity. The record is from RefSeq and is a predicted model, not a curated record.